Molecule: messenger RNA, 779 nt
Organism: Tarenaya hassleriana
Lineage: Eukaryota; Viridiplantae; Streptophyta; Magnoliopsida; Brassicales; Cleomaceae
Exons: 1
Coding region: 144-539 (131 amino acids)
Molecular function (GO): calcium ion binding
Source: RefSeq, a predicted model, not a curated record
UUUAAAGCAUCCAAAAAACAUAGGUACGUACGAUCCUGUACAUGAACCGUUGAGCCAAAAGAGAGAAAGAUCGAGUUCAUUUCAAAAAAAAAAAAGGAAAGGGAGAACAAGAAGCAACGAAUCAUCUAUCGAAUCGAUCUCCGAUGAGUCUCAGAAUGAUCGAAGCGGUAUUCACGAGCGAAACUCUUAUCGGAUUCAUCUCCGACACAAAAUCAUUUGAAUCCGUCACCGAUGAGUAUUUCCAGAUCCUGGAUCUAGACAGAGACGGAAUCAUCUCGUCGUCUGAGCUCCGGCGAGGUCUGAAUCGGAUCGUGUCGGUGGAGUCAGAGGUCGCACCGGAGGAAGAGACCGCCGACGUUUACAAGGCGAUUCUCGAGAGAUUUGGCGAAGAAAUUGGUCGAGAUCAAUUUAGGGAUCUGGUUUCAGAGAUUUUGAAAGCCAUGGCUCGAGCUUUCGGGAAAUCGCCGGUAAUUAUGGUGGUUCAUUGCGACGGCUUGAUCAUGAAAGCUGUUCGUCACGAAUCGAAACAAGGUCAGUAAUCCAUUCGAAUCACAUAUUAGUCAUAUCGAUAAUCUGUCAGACAAACAACGAUUUAUUAAUUUUUGUCGAUUUCAUAAAACUUUUAAUCAUGUUGUCAACUCGUCGAUUUUUUUUUUCGUUUUCGGAAAACAAGUUUCGUUGUCAUAGGUUGAUCAUGAACACUGUUCAUCACGAAACGAACACAAGGCAUGUGAUUGAUUUUGGUAACUCAUUUUUCCUCUGUUAACUUUUGUCGAUUU